This is a messenger RNA of Aspergillus niger, 399 nucleotides long. RefSeq lists its product as hypothetical. The coding region runs from base 1 to 399 and encodes 132 amino acids. The transcript is spliced from 2 exons. The record is from RefSeq and is a predicted model, not a curated record. NCBI's taxonomy places the organism in Eukaryota, Fungi, Ascomycota, Eurotiomycetes, Eurotiales, Aspergillaceae.
AUGGCUUCUCUUCAGCCCCUCUCAGGAACAGAAGGUGUGAAGGAUUGUGAGUGGCCCCAAUUUGCAGAGGCUGCUCCAAGGCAUCGUUGGUUGGAUACUACCUGUGAACGGAUGCAUCCGAGAGGCCCGUCCAACAGUUACAUGAUGCGGAAACCUAAGAUCGUGCGGCAUAACGCCGACGACAUUGAUCCACCGGGGGUAUAUUCCCAGACCAGUAGAAUGGAGAGUCCUCCCUCCAAGAUCAUGAUUAGCGCAAGAAAAAAGCCCGAGAAACCAUGUGCACAAGGCCGAGAGAGCCAAGCUCAGCGAGCGUCCGUGUUGGCCGAGCCCACGAGAGCCAUCAUUGGAGGAAGUCUCCACCCCGCGGUUGUCGCAAGUUCAGGCGCGAGAAACCAGUGA